UUGUAUGUUAAAGCCUAGACAUGGGUCAAAAUAACUCGCUUGGUAGGUGUACAAAGUAGUUACCUUUUUGAACCGCGAAGAAAUACGGCCAAAAUUAGGCUACAGAAAGUUACCCUAAACCUGUAACGUUACAGUGUGAUUUUGCUAAGGCUAAUGUGUAUUUCGUAAUUGCGACUGCUUUCUCUAACGUUAGUUUUAAGCUAGGACUGUAGACAAACCGGUAACAGCUGGGGGUAAAUUCAGCAGGCUAUAUAAAAAUAGCCAUGAGCGACUGUGAGGAGACAGACUUCUUUUGGGAGUCUUGGACUUCACCGGGCAAAAGAAAAAGGAAAAAGCACUCCAAAAAGGACAAACAAUGCCUAAAGCAAACAAAAAACAACAUAACCGUGAAAACAGAUGAGAGUGUCCAGAAGAAAAAGAAAAAGAAAAACUUGAAAUUCAAAGAAGCAAUGAAGGGGAUGAAAGAAAAGAAAAAAGAAAAGAAGAAAAGCAGAUUGGCUUUGGAACUAGGAACUAACAGUUUUAUUUUUACACAGGGCAGUGUUGCACAAGCAAAACCUACCGUGAAGCCUGAAACAUCAAAUUCACACAACAAUGACAAGCUAAAAGUAACUCAGGACUCCAAGAAGAAAACCAAAAGAAAAAAGAAAGUGGCGUUUGACUUAUCACCAGGCUACAUCCGCGUCAAACGUCCUAAAUUUGGCUCGUCAUCUCUGCAGUGUCCCAGAGAGAGCACCCUCUCAGAAGCUGCGAGAGGUGGGGAGAGCUGUUCACAGGUCACGGUGGCAGGGUACAGCCUGGCACAAACACAGGAUAAUGACUCCCAGUGCAACAGCCAGGAUAUAAACAGCCAGGACCUGUUUAUCACCCAGAAGACAUUCAGAGCAUCGCCCUCCGAAUCUUCCAGUGGUGAAGCCAGUGACAAAGCCGUCACUACAAUUCCUAAAAUGUUCACACAGCAGGACGAGAAUCUUGAAGGAUCAUACAAAUGUCCACAAGAAUCACAUUUCAAUUUCCAGCAUCCCAGAAAGCCAAAGACAGUCCAGGUACUCAGGUUCACAGAUGAAGAAGAGGAGUUCAACAAAGCCCAUCAGAAUCCCAAGAAGGGAAAAUCCUUUCAGACACAGAUGGAGCUAAACGCAAACCUUACUAAGGAGAAAGAAUUAUCACGUCCUGUACAUAUAAAGCAACGUGCGGUGAAUCCUUACCUGGAUGUGCCAAUUGAUGUAAAUUCCUCCCUGGAUGUUGCAAAGUCAAAGAAACAUUCCUGUACUUCAAGCCAACAGUCCACGACAAGCACUUCCACACAGACAGAAAACUUCUUCACCACUGAGCUCUGCUCCUACCUCAACUUCUGCCAAAAAGCUAGAGUGACUUUGCACUUUGAAGACUUGAAACCGUUGGACCUGAGCCUGCAGCAGAGGGCCAGAAAAGAUCCAUCAUGCUCUUCGGACAUGAGGGAGGAAGAGGUAAAGAAAGAGCCUCCCGGUCCACACCCUAGGUCUGCAAGCACACAAGGUAAAGGUGAAACAACUCUGAGCCCCCUGUCAGAGUCCGAGCCCAAGUCUGUAGACACGACAACCUCCAGUGAGGACACCGAGCCCCCCUGUCGCACUGGCAAGCUGGACCUGACCCAGGUCAGAGCAGUCCAGAUGAGACUCAACGAGUCCUUCUUUUUCAAGACAAAAGGAGAGGGACAGUCUCCCAGACCGGCGUCUCCACUGAUGAAACUGGUUCAGAGCAGAGAGGUGAAAAGCAGGAAGGGCCACUGAGGUCUUACGGAGGGAUGGAAAUGAAGGUUUCUAUACACUAACCUGCUGUCACAUUCUUACCUUUUCUGCUGGAACAGCGUUUGUCCUUAAAGAUCAGUAGAAAGGUGUGAUGUUAACAGUGGCCGUCAAUCCCUUUAUGAUAAACGGUAGAAAGGUCUAAUAGUCAUGAUGGAUUUUAUUCUGAACAUGAAAAGGAAAAAUAUAUAGGACAAGAGAAAGUAAAUCUAUUCCAAAAUGAACUUGCGGAGAAAACUUACAUAUUCCUUAUUGCAGUAAU
Messenger RNA from Micropterus salmoides (largemouth bass), 2049 nucleotides. RefSeq lists its product as uncharacterized. The record is from RefSeq and is a predicted model, not a curated record. The transcript is spliced from 3 exons. Bases 264 to 1772 code for a protein of 502 amino acids. Lineage: Eukaryota; Metazoa; Chordata; Actinopteri; Centrarchiformes; Centrarchidae.